Chenopodium quinoa (quinoa) is the source of this 1774-nucleotide messenger RNA. Its product is annotated as equilibrative nucleotide transporter 1-like. The transcript has 4 exons. Gene Ontology annotation, biological process: nucleoside transmembrane transport. Lineage: Eukaryota; Viridiplantae; Streptophyta; Magnoliopsida; Caryophyllales; Amaranthaceae. The coding region runs from base 368 to 1609 and encodes 413 amino acids. Gene Ontology annotation, cellular component: plasma membrane. The record is from RefSeq and is a predicted model, not a curated record. Gene Ontology annotation, molecular function: nucleoside transmembrane transporter activity.
ACACCAUGUGAUAGAAUUUCGACUUUGUUAGGAACAGUUCGUGCUGAACUACUUAUUACAAAUACGUCUUGGGAGUGAAACAGCCACACUCUAGAUUUCAGAACAUCCAUUCUAGAAAGCUAAUCGCGAGUUCUGGAGUGUUUGGCCUUUAACAUUGUAGCUGGCAUGGAUGAUUUGUUACAUUUUGAUGACUUGAGCACACUGACAAGCUGUCCUCAGCAGCUAAUGCGAGUGCCAUGGCUCACAAGGUUCAACACUGCACUCAGUGACUCCCUCGUAAACACCUUAUGGAUCAGAAUAUAGCGCUCCGAGCUUCUCACCUUUACCACUAAUACAGCCCAGGAAGUGGGAUACGCUAAUUGAAAAAAUGGAAGCCAAAGAAGAAGCCACUGUCUCUCUUCUUCACCACACCACACCUACAAACAAUGGCGACGAUGUCAUAACCAAUCAUGACUCCUUCAAUUUAGCCUAUAUAAUUUACCUCAUACUAGGAACAGGUAUGCUACUCCCUUGGAACGCCUUCAUCACAGCUGUAGACUACUUCAACUACCUCUACCCUGAUCGUAGCAUUGAUCGAAUCUUUGCUGUAGUUUACCAGUCUGUGUCUCUUCUCUGUCUCCUCCUCAUCGUAUUCUGCUUCCGCAAGUUCCAUGCCUAUGUUCGUAUCAACAUCGGCUUGGGCCUCUUCUUAAUAGCCCUCCUUGUGGUGCCUCUGAUGGAUUGGUUUUACAUUAGGGGACAAAGUGGACUCUAUGAUGGAUUUUAUGUGACUAUUGGAGUUGUGGGCCUCUCUGGUGUCGCCAAUGCGCUUGUCCAAGGUAGUAUCAUUGGUUCUGCUGCUGAGUUGCCGGAGCGAUACAUGCAGGCUGUUGUUUCUGGUACUUCUGCCUCAGGUGUCCUUGUUUCGUUGAUGAGAAUCUUUACCAAAGCUGUAUAUCCUCAAGGCAGCAACGAUGGGUUAAGAAACAGUGCCAUCCUUUACUUCAUCGUCGCAAUUUUAUUCAUGGUUAUAUGUUUUAUCUUAUUCAAUGUGGUAAGUCGACUUCCUGUUAUCAAACACCACAACAGCAAGCUUCGAAAUGAGCCGGAACUCAUUCAGGAGGAAUUGCCUUUGUCUGCUUCCAUUUGGGAAACCAUACAGAAAAUCAGAUGGUAUGGUUUUGGGAUCACCCUCGUAUAUAUUGUUGCCCUGUCAAUUUUCCCAGGGUCUGUUACUGAAGAUGUGCAUUCGACAGCUCUUGGGGAUUGGUAUGCGAUUCUGUUAAUUACUUGUUACAAUGUUUUCGAUUUGAUUGGCAAGUCUUUGACUGCUGUCUAUCUUCUUAAGAAUGCGAACAUUGCUUUGGGUGCAAGUUUCACGCGACUGUUGUUUUAUCCACUGUACUUAGGAUGUUUACAUGGUCCUCAAUUCUUCCGAACUGAAAUUCCUGUUAUAAGCUUGACAUCGUUGUUGGGGUUUACUACUGGAUACUUUGCGAGCGUGCUCAUGAUUUUGACUCCCAAAAUGGUACAGCUUCAACAUUCUGAAACAGCUGGGAUUUUGGUUGUGGUGUUUUUGAUUCUUGGCUUAGCUAUUGGCUCAAUUUUUUCUUGGUUUUGGGUUAUAUGAUAAACAAGUACUACGACAUUCAAAAUUAAAGGUAGCAAGAGCUCCUUUUUGUGUAAUUUUAUGCACAUAAUUAAUGUUUGUUAUGAUGCAGAGUAAAUGUAUAUAUAGUUGUAUACCUUCACUUUCUGAAAUUAAUUGUACGUAUCUAGCUAAUACUUCAAAUUA